UAUUUCUCCUGUGAAAAAAAAAAAAAAAAACCUUACCCGCUCCUCUAAAACCCUUGUCUCUCCGGUGAGACUUCACUGUCGAUUUCAAUUGUUAACGAUGAAGAUUAGGUUCUGUAGCGGAUUCACAAAGCCUGGGUUUUUGCUAGUUCACUUUGAGCCACCGUCGUUUCUUGCCGUUAGAUCUCGUUCGCUCUCUGAUUCCACUUAUGGAAACUUAUGUAACCACAAGAAGAGACCUGGAAUUGGAAUUGGAGUUGGUCUAACAGUUCAAUGCGCUAUUGCGAACCGGAGAUUCUCUUCACGUUCUGUGGAUUCACCGAGAAGAGAAAGGUCGUCUCGUUCUUCUUCUUCUUCAGGACGUGAUAGGGAUAAGGAUAAGGAUAAGGGAAGAGGUUCUCAGUCUUUGUAUAGUCGUCCUAGUUUGUUAGAUAUGAAUAAAGAUAAAGCUGCUAACCGUGCUAAGGUUUAUGAGUUCUUGCGUGGGAUUGGGAUUGUUCCUGAUGAGCUUGAUGGUCUUGAACUCCCUGUUACAGCUGAUGUGAUGAAAGAGCGUGUGGAGUUUCUUCACAAGUUGGGGCUUACUAUUGAAGAUAUCAACAAUUACCCUCUUGUUCUUGGUUGUAGCGUGAAGAAGAACAUGGUUCCGGUUCUUGAUUAUCUCGGGAAACUAGGUGUGAGGAAAUCGACUUUCACUGAGUUUCUUAGAAGAUACCCGCAGGUUCUUCACGCUAGUGUUGUUAUAGAUCUUGCACCUGUGGUUAAGUAUCUUCAAGGACUGGAUAUUAAACCGACUGAUGUACCUCGGGUGCUUGAGAGGUAUCCUGAAGUUUUAGGCUUUAAGCUGGAAGGGACUAUGAGCACAUCAGUCGCUUAUUUGGUUGGUAUAGGUGUAGCUAGGAGGGAGAUUGGCGGUGUUUUAACUCGGUACCCUGAGAUCUUGGGAAUGAGGGUAGCUCGGAUAAUUAAGCCUCUCGUGGAGUAUCUCGAGGGUCUUGGUAUUCCAAAACUAGCUGUAGCUAGGUUGAUUGAGAAGCGGCCUCACAUUCUUGGGUUUGAGUUAGCUGAUACGGUGAAACCAAACGUGCAAAUCUUGCAAGAUUUCAAUGUUAGGGAAACAUGUCUUCCUUCUAUAAUUGCACAGUAUCCUGAAAUCAUAGGAAUCGACCUGAAACCUAAGCUUGAGACGCAAAAGAAGCUACUUUGUUCAGCCAUUGAUCUAAACCCGGAGGAUAUCGGCUCUUUGAUCGAGAGAAUGCCGCAGUUUGUUAGUCUCAGCGAGUCUCCUAUGUUAAAGCACAUUGAUUUCCUUACCAAGUGUGGAUUUUCAAACGAUCAAACGAGGGAAAUGGUAGUCGGGUGUCCUCAGGUUCUGGCUUUGAACCUCGGAAUAAUGAAACUCAGCUAUGAAUACUUCAAAAAGGAAAUGAGAAGACCACUUCAAGAUCUGGUGGAUUUCCCAGCGUUCUUUACCUAUGGGCUUGAGUCCACUGUAAAGCCGAGGCACAAGAAGAUCAUCAAGAAGGGAAUCAAAUGUUCACUGGCUUGGAUGCUUAACUGUUCAGACGACAAGUUCGAACAGAGAAUGAGCUACGACACAAUAGACAUAGAAGAGGUGGAAUCUGAUCCAUCUUCUUCUUCUUUUGACAUGAGUACAUUGAUGCAACCUGAGAGAGAGGAACCUGAUUCUGAUUCCGAGUACGACGAAGAAGAAGAAGAUGAUGACGACGAGGAGUUUGCGUAAACUGGACUAAAGUAUAAAAGUUUUUGUGUCUUAUUGACCAGAUAUUAUAUCAUCUGUAUCCUUGUAUUGAUUGAUUCUUUUUUUAUCAUGUUUAGUUGAUGAUGAUAGAUAGCACAGAACAAAAUGGACCAGAAGCUUGUAAUGACGAAAAUACCCUCAGGGGCAAUUCAGUAAUAUCGAGUCUUUUCAACACCAACCCUUUUGUAAAAAAAAGGAAAAAAAAAACUCCUGAUCAAUUUUGGUGAGCUCCUUCAUCUUCUAGCCACGCACUUUGUUCUUCUUCUUCUCCUUCCUUCACAGUGCCCUCUCGCUCUCUGCAACACUCUUAUUUAUUUAUUAUUUAUAUUCAUCGAUCCUUCUCUCUCUCUCUCUUGAUCCUCUUCCGAUCGUCUUUUUUUCCCGCGGUUUCGCCUUCCACAGUUUCCGGAUCUUAGUGGUUGAGAAACAAGAAGAAAUGAAUGAGUGUGGUGUUGUCAAUGGUGGCAAAGUUGGGACGUCUUCAGUGUCGUCACCACCACAAGAUAAAGGAAGGAAGAACAAGAGAAAGUUAGCUGAUCCUUCUCCACAAACUGCUGGUUCCUUGACUGAGUUCCCUCGUUAUGACUUACAUUCACUCAAGUCUCAAAACCCUUUAUGCGAAAAUGACUCCAACGGGUAGCUGAAAGCGGAAGAGUCUGAGUCUUUAGGAUGGGAUGAUCCGUUUGCUUGUCAACUGGAACAGCUUUUAUCAUCAAAUUUGCUCAACCUCUUCCGUAGUGCAAUGAAUCAGAUUAUGGAUUGUGGGUAUAGUGAGGAUGUUGUUCUCAAAGCUAUUUCCAGCAGUAGGCUCUACUGUGGAGGAAAUGAUCUCGUGUCAAACAUUGUUAAUGAUACCUUGAGUUUUUUGAAGAGUGGGAAAAAAGUUGCUGGUUCGAGAGACUAUGUGUUUGAGGAUUUACAACAGCUUGUUGCGUAUACAUUGGUAGAGAAGAUUAGUCUUGUUAGGGAAGUUAGGCCAUCGCUUUCAACAGUUGAAGCUAUGUGGAGGCUGUUGAUGUGUGACUUGAAUGUUUUGCAAGCAUUUGAAGUGGAAGGAGAAGGAAUGGAGGGCUCUUCAGGUUGCAAUGCUAAUAAAACAUCGGAAACUCAAGGUGCCGAGGGUAUUCCUCCGAAACCCACUGACUCAGAUAACCCAAAGUCCCCAGUGUCCAAUACUCAGUGCAAUCACAGUGAUCCAGUCAAAUUUGGGAACUUCCCAAAUGUGAACAACUCCAAAAAUCCUCAUGCUAGUGGAGCAACACCUGGAAAAGAGGUAUUUUCUGUUACCAAUGCUUCUGCUGAAGGCACUAAAAGUGCAUCCCUGACUUCUGUUUCUGAUGAAAAAUUAGUAUCUUGUCGAAAAGGCCGCACCAAAAAAGAAUUGGCCAUGCUCCGGCAGAAAUCAUGUGUGGAGAAGAUUAGAACUUAUAGCAAAGGUGGCGGCUAUAAGACGGCAAAGUUUGGUGGUUUCCUUGUGGAGAAAA
This is a messenger RNA of Camelina sativa (false flax), 3243 nucleotides long. The record is from RefSeq and is a predicted model, not a curated record. Lineage: Eukaryota; Viridiplantae; Streptophyta; Magnoliopsida; Brassicales; Brassicaceae.